This is a messenger RNA of Pundamilia nyererei, 2127 nucleotides long. RefSeq lists its product as uncharacterized. The record is from RefSeq and is a predicted model, not a curated record. The transcript is spliced from 2 exons. Gene Ontology annotation, cellular component: membrane. Bases 22 to 1557 code for a protein of 511 amino acids. NCBI's taxonomy places the organism in Eukaryota, Metazoa, Chordata, Actinopteri, Cichliformes, Cichlidae.
UUCCAUUCACUCAGACACAACAUGACCUGCUUCAGGUUUAUAGAGCUCCUGCUUUUCCUCCUCUUCAGCAAUGUCUACAGUGAGGAGUCAGAACCCAUUUUCAAGGCAGAGCGCGAAGUUAUCCAGCUGGGUAAUUGUUUCGCAAUGGAUUAUAUUGUUGUUUAUAGAUCUGCUUCAGAGGGAGACCAACUGCUUGGCAACUCUUCAAACAAGAACAUGCCCAACACACCACCUGCAGACCUACAGGGUCGUACCCACAUCAGUGACGAUCCCAACCUGCUCGGGUUUCAAAUCAGUAACCUCACUCACUUGGACUCUGGGAUUUAUAGGAGGGAAUGUUGGAAGAACCAGACGAUAAUCAACCAGAAGACACAGCAGCUCACUGUAUGUAAGGAGCAGAUUGAAUCUGAAGACAUAAUUGUAAGUAAAGACGGUAAAGGGACUGAGAUCUUGUGCAAUAACAAUGCUAUUGGCUCUGAGGGAACAUCUGUACGCUGGUACCAUGAAAUGUAUCCGUCUUAUGAGCCCACACUCUUCCUGGAUAGCAGUGUUUCCCUGAAGCCUCUGGUGAAGGAGCUUGCAGGUGUGGUAGAUGUAAGAGACAACGGUGCAUUGCUCGUGUUCAACAACAUGUUACAGAAAACCACACACUUUAAGUGUGUUGUGAUGAAAGGUGUCAACUGUCUUAGUUUCCAAACCAUGCACCCACCAGAUGAGAGUGAAAGCAAGGACGUUUUUGUCUCACUGGGGGACAGAGUGCUUCUAAAUUGUUCUAUUGAUGAGGGUGACCAGGCGUGGGAAACUCCACUGGGAAGAAUUGAUAGUAACACGAGGGGCAGUCCAAUUUACAUAUCAGCUGAUGACUUCUCACUGGUUAUACCUGCCAUCUCUGCAGACUACAUUGGAGACUAUUCAUGCAUCUCCCUCUCACGUGAGAUGCAUUAUGCAUUGUUUCUUUGCCCCAAAAACAAACUCCAAGAAAAAGUUGCUGAUGAAGGUGAAAAUGUCUCCCUGAUGUGUGAUUCUGGCCAAGAAGUUUCAGCUAUAGUGCAGUGGCACCGCUAUGGACUUACAGGGCACUAUGAGAUCAUCCACGACUCACAGGACAAAACUGUUCCCAUCCCUAAAGAUCUACGAGGCAGAGUGACUCUAUCUGAGGAUGGGACUUUGCUGACCAUCAACGACCUGAAGGUGUCAGAUGGAGGGAAGUACAUAUGUGCUGUUGUUAAAACCCUGGAUUUCGCAGGGAAUUAUAUGGAUUAUGAUACAGAAUAUGAUGACAAAGGUACCGAAGAAGAUGAAACGGACAAAAAGUGGACAGAGUCUCUGGAAUGUAUUUUCAAACAGGAGAUCACUUUGAAUUUACCCAGCAGUUCUCCACCACCGCAUAUGCCGUAUGUUGUGGUGGCAGUAGUGGUGCUGCUGGUGGUAGCUGGAGUGAUUGUUACAGUGAUAGUAAUAAAGAAAAAAGCAAGGCCUUUGCCACUGCAGAGAGAAGCAACAUUGUAUGUAAAAAUGGAUAUGGAUCCUGGCUGUACUGAGAAGAUGAUUGAUUGAUUGAUUGAUUGAUUGAUUGAUUGAUUGAUUGAUUGAUUGAUUGAUUGAUUGAUUGAUUGAUUAUACUUUAUUCAUCACGAGGAAAAUUUGGUUAAGGCUGUUAGCUGGCUAAGUUAACUCUAUCUGAAUGAUAUUGCUUAAUAGCCUUUGUAAAACAGCUCCAAGGUGGCUUAAUAUCCACCUGACACAUGCUGUGCUGUAGAAUCUGUACAUAAAUCAAAAGUGUUGCUAUUUUCACCUGUUGUCUACCAUGAGAAGACUGUUUUUAGACAUUUUUUUAGUUUAUGCCUUUAUCUUUCCAAUUUCUUCCUAACUAGAAAUGACUAUGGAUAUCACACACCGCAAUCCGAUAAAAUAUCGUUUCUUUCAAACAUAAUUUUCACUUAUGACUGAAAUCAUCAAAGACCCUUUUGAUAGAAAGUCCUCUUCUAGUUUUAAUGCUAAAUCCAAUGUAAAAAAAAUCAAGGCGCUAGUAUAACACAAUAAUAUUGUAGCUAUCUAAUUUUUUAAUUGUCAGAUGACCUGAAAAAUUUAUUGUGGCAGUGAUGUGAUAUCAAACAAUGAAUAAAG